This is a messenger RNA of Panonychus citri (citrus red mite), 2310 nucleotides long. Its product is annotated as beta-galactosidase-like. NCBI's taxonomy places the organism in Eukaryota, Metazoa, Arthropoda, Arachnida, Trombidiformes, Tetranychidae. Gene Ontology annotation, biological process: carbohydrate metabolic process. Gene Ontology annotation, molecular function: beta-galactosidase activity. Gene Ontology annotation, cellular component: vacuole. The record is from RefSeq and is a predicted model, not a curated record.
GAUGGGGUUAUGAGACAAUUGGUCUCAAUCUCAAUGGUUGAAAACGAAUAACAAAGGAAAACAAUUAGUCUUUUGAUUUGAUUUAAUUCAUUUUACCAGAACCUUAGCUGGAAAUCAUCAUAGAAGUUUGAAAAUAUUCAAAUUCAAUACUGAACAAAAUGGUCAAGCUGGACAGUAACUUCCUUCUUGGCGGAAUUUUGCUAAUUUUUUCAAUCUCCAUUCAGGUGACGAAUGGAACACCAAGUUUUACCAUAGAUUAUGAGAAUGACCGAUUCCUUAUGGAUGGAUUACCAUUCCGAUAUGUUGGAGGUGAGAUUCAUUAUUUCCGAGUUCCCCAUGAAUAUUGGUUCGAUAGAUUAUAUAAAAUGAAAGGAGCAGGAAUCAAUGUCUUACAAACAUACGUUGAAUGGUCAGGACAUGAAACUCAUGAAGGAAAAUACAAUUUCGAUGGAGAUUACAAUCUAACCAAAUGGCUCGAAGAAGCACAAAAUACUGGAUUAUAUGUUCUACUUAGAGUUGGACCUUACAUUUGUUCUGAACGAGAUAUGGGCGGAUUACCAUGGUGGUUAAUGAAAUACGAUCUACAAUUACGUCGGAAUAACGAUAUCUACAUGAAAUAUGUGAAUCAAUGGUUUUCCGUUUUACUCCCAAUGAUUAAGCCUUUUCUUUAUCAAAACGGUGGACCAGUGAUCAUGAUUCAGAUUGAAAAUGAGUACGGUUAUUAUAGUGCUUGCGAUCACAAUUAUAUGGCCGCUCUUAGGGACAUUGUCAAGUCUCAUUUGGGAGAUGAAAUUGUUUUAUACACAACCGAUAAUCCUGGUCUAUUAUCUUGUGGUUUGGUUGACGAUGUUUUCGGUACAAUCGAUUUUGGUACUAAUACCAAACCCGAAGAUCAGUUUGCAGUCCUUCGUUCUCAUCGUGCUAAUGGUCCUUUGGUUAACUCGGAAUUUUGGAUCGGUAACAUUGAUACUUGGGGAACUCAACACUUAACUAAACCAUCGCAAGAAGUUGCAACUUGGUUGGAAGCACAAUUGUCUUAUGAGAAGAACAUGUCUCUUAGUAUGUACAUGUUCCAUGGAGGUACAUCUUUCGGCUUCCAAAGUGGUGCUAAUAACGGAGGCUACUUGCCCAGGCCAACAACUUACGAUGUUGAUGCUUUACUCGACGAGGCCGGUGAUCCAAAUGAAAAAUAUUUCGUCGUUAAAGAUAUUAUAUCAAAGUAUUUCCCAGUGGCAAGUUUCAGCCCUAAACCAAGUCCAAAAAUGGCCAUCGGCCCGAUCGAUGCUAAAUUAGAGUUUGAUUUUACUUCACUUUACCAACAAUCAUUUUGGAAACAAUCAAAAUCAGAUUCACCUCAACCCUUUGAGUAUCUUGACUCGAGAAAUGGUUUAAUACUUUAUUCAACAACAAUUAACUUUAAACCAACUUCACCAUCAAUGUUAGUGAUUAAAGAACUGCGAGAUCGAGCUUAUGUUUACGUUGAUAAAAAAUAUCAAGGUACCAUUAGCAGGCAAGAAAAAGCUCUGACGAUUCCAAUUAGAGCUUCGAAAGGAAGUCAAUUAGAUUUGAUUGUUGAAAAUCAAGGGAGAAUCUAUUUUGGAGAUGAGAUAAGUCAACAUAAGGGGAUUUUCGGAAGUGUUUCUCUUGGUUCGAAAACUCUUACAGGUUGGACGCAUUAUUAUAUCGACGAUUGGGAAGAUUUCACUUCAUUAUUGACUUUUAACUCUAGACAAGGCUACAGUCUCGACGAAAAUAGUUUACAUCCAGCGGUGUUAAAGGCCGAGUUUACAUUAUCUCAGAACAGUAUAAUUUACGAUACGUAUUUUAAUCCAACGGGAUUGUCCAAAGGUUUCGCUUAUCUUAAUGGUAGAGGACUUGGACGAUAUUGGCCAACAAACGGACCACAGGUCACUCUUUUUACACCAGGAGUUUGGAUGAAACCUUAUCCUCUAGUUAAUCAAUUGAUUAUCGUUGAAUUGGAAGAUCCUAAGUGUUUAACUGUUGAUAAAAUUUGUUCGAUACAAUUUGAUGAUCAUCCUACAUUAGAUGAAGAAACACCAACAAAUUGGUAAUAAAUCGAUCAUUACAAUUUUCUGAUUGUUAUGGACAUUGAAGGAUACGAUAGUAAUUUGAAGGCCUUUUUAAUAGAUAAAAUAUCUUAAUAAUAAAAAUAAUUAUUCAUGUUUGAGGCCUAAAUGGUAAACUAAUCAACACUGUUGAUUGGAACGGAAGCAGAAAUUGUAACGAUUGAAUCUUUUGAACUUUUUUGAUUUUCGAUUCUGAUUAAAAUUCUUGCCCAAUUUAACCAAA